AUGGUCGCCAUUCGCUCCUUUCUUAUCCUCUCCGCUGCGGUCGGCAUUGCGUCUGCUGGGAAAUGCAAGCCUGAAAGCCGUUCAAGUUCCAUCGUUUCGGUGGCCAGCAGCACUGUUUCUGCCAGCGACACCGCGUCGUCAACUGCUUCCGCAUCAGCCACGCUCAUCGAGUCUACUUCCACUCUGGCUGAAACAACUAUGGAAACGAGCAUUACCGAGUCUGCUACUGAGACUGCUUCCAGCGACACUGCCUCAGCAAGCGCUUCGGGCUCAGCCACAUCUACCGAGUCUUCUACCACUCUAGUCGAUACCACUACUGAAACGAGCCUUGCGGAGUCUACUACAGAGACUGCUUCCAGUGGCACCGCCUCAGCCACGACGCCUAUCGAGUCUUCUACUACUCUGGCCGAGACCACCACCGCCGAAACGACCGUUGCGGAGUCUACUACUGAGACGGUUGCUAGCACAACCGAGUCGAAGCCCACUACUUUCCUCACUUCUUUCACCACGUCGAAUGCAGACACCACUACCGAAGCUGCAUCCACCACGACAGCUGCCGCUGGGCCCGUCGUCACCUGCCCUUCAGAGGUAGACCAGUGCCUCGGUACUAUGGAGAUUCAAUGUGACGUGAUUCUCUCAGGGCUGUCUGACCCUAUCACCCUCCCAACUCUAGAUGAAUGUGCCCAGGCCUGCAACUCCGACACUUCUUGCUUGGCCUUCACUUAUACAGCAGGCACGCAGUCAUGCUUCAAGGCCACUGCUUCUGAUUCCUACACUGCCGUGUCCUUGGGUGGCUGGGCAUCUGGCAUUAAGGGAACGUGCGGUGAAAACAAUGAACCCAGCAGCACCGUCAUUACAUCCACCGCCGAAACUACUACCACCGAAGCGGCAACGACGACAACCACAUUGGCACCAGCCGGUCCUACCUGUCCCUCAACGUCUGAGCAAUGCGCGGGCAGCGCAGAGGUACUGUGCGAUGUACAGCUCGAUUGGUUGCAGCUCGCUGGAAUCUCCAACGACAUUCUCGAGUGCGCCUCGUUCUGCGACGAAGAUGAUGAAUGCGCCGGCUUCUCCCGCAUUCGUUCGACUGGAGCAUGCUUCAAGGCCGUCCCUGACGAGGGUGCCGUCGCCCAGACGGACAAAGCAGGAUGGGACAGUGGCCUCAAGUAUUCCUGCGCCACCUAG
Molecule: messenger RNA, 1185 nt
Organism: Fusarium mangiferae
Lineage: Eukaryota; Fungi; Ascomycota; Sordariomycetes; Hypocreales; Nectriaceae
Exons: 1
Coding region: 1-1185 (394 amino acids)
Source: RefSeq, a predicted model, not a curated record